UCAAUUGAACUCUUGAUGGUUCCUUUUCCAGGUUAUGGCUGCUUUCAAUGGCUGCUCCUCAUGUCGUGCGGCGCGGUGUACGCGGUCUGCGCGCUCAGCACUACCACCCUGAGCUUCGUACUUCCGGCCGCCGAGUGUGACUUCAACCUAUCCUCCAGCGACAAGGGCAGGCUUACAGCCACACCGCUUAUAGGCAUGUGCGUCGGCUCAUACUUUUGGGGCAACCUGGCAGACGCGCGCGGGCGCCGUAAGGCCAUCAUCGGAGCGUUGCUGCUGGAUGCGCUGGCCGCUUUUUUGUCGAGUCUCGUUCAGUCCUUCCCCGCAUUUCUGGCUUGCAGAUUUUUCUCCGGCUUCGGUAUCAUUGGGGCCACGGGCCUCGUGUUCCCAUAUUUUGGAGAUUUCCUCUCUUUACGGCACCGAGACGUAAUGUUGUGCAGACUUGAGGUUUUCUGGACCCUAGGUACCAUAUUAUUGCCAGGUAUCGCUUGGCUAAUCAUUCAAGACCCUCGCUUCAACUUGACGGCUAUGGGCGCUGACUUCCAGUACACUUCCUGGAGAGUCUUCGUCGCCGCCUGCGGCAUCCCUAGCCUCCUGGUGGUGCUGUUACUACUGCCGUUUCCAGAGAGCCCCAGAUACUUACUCCACGUGAACAAAACUGAACAGGCGCUACAAGUGCUCCAGAGGAUAUUCGUUGUUAAUACUAAGCUAGCUGAAAAAGACUUUCCCGUGGAAUCAAUGAUAAGCGCCAGCGAAGGUGAAGAAGAGGAGGUAGUGGCAGCUGACAACAACGGCAACGAGACCAAGUCACCUCUCACGUGGCAUCAGAGGUGGGACGCAUUCUGGAAUAGGAAGAAAAUGCUGGUCACUCCGCCGUACAUCGGACUCCUGGUGCUCUGCUGUUUUGUUGAUUUUGGACUUAUGUUUAGUUACUACACACUAAUGAUGUGGUUUCCGGACCUGUUCGAGAGGUUCAGUCAGUUCUCGUCGCUCUUCCCCGAAGUCUCAGCCGGAGUCUGUGAAGUGUCUGCCAAUGUCACCAGGAGCGAGUUACUGGGCAAGCAAGAAUGUCCUCAAAGCAUAGACGACACCGUCUACAUUCACACGCUGGUGGUGGCGCUCAGCUGCGUGCCCACUUCGCUGUGGGUCGGCCUCACCAUCAACAUGGUCGGGAAGAAGUUGAUGCUUGUGAUGAUGUUGUUCAGCUCGGGUCUGGCCGCCCUCGGUCUGAACUUGGUGCGGUCGUCUCUCCAGAACCUGCUGCUCUCGUGCGUCUUCGAAGCGAUCGUCAGUUGCACGGAAGCCGUGCUGUUCUGUGUUAUUUGUGAAAUAUUCCCCACUAAAGUUGCCGCCACGGCGAUGGCGGUGACGGUGAUGAGUGGGCGCGUGGGCGCCAUCGUGGGCAACGUGGUGUUCGGCUCGCUCGUUGACCAGCACUGCAUCGUGCCCAUAUACAUGUUCGGGGCCCUGCUCAUCACGAGCGGUCUUCUCUGCAUCAUACUACCCAAGAGCACGCGACCCGAGCGGCCGCAGUGAUGUCUAAUUGUUAUAUUUUAUCUAUGUAAUGAUAAAUAAAUUAGCGUAUAUAUAAGCAA
Messenger RNA from Melitaea cinxia (Glanville fritillary), 1592 nucleotides. RefSeq names its product synaptic vesicle glycoprotein 2C-like. Gene Ontology annotation, cellular component: membrane. Gene Ontology annotation, biological process: transmembrane transport. Gene Ontology annotation, molecular function: transmembrane transporter activity. The record is from RefSeq and is a predicted model, not a curated record. NCBI's taxonomy places the organism in Eukaryota, Metazoa, Arthropoda, Insecta, Lepidoptera, Nymphalidae. Bases 16 to 1533 code for a protein of 505 amino acids. The transcript has 10 exons.